Messenger RNA from Folsomia candida, 1898 nucleotides. RefSeq lists its product as uncharacterized. NCBI's taxonomy places the organism in Eukaryota, Metazoa, Arthropoda, Collembola, Entomobryomorpha, Isotomidae. Bases 923 to 1291 code for a protein of 122 amino acids. The record is from RefSeq and is a predicted model, not a curated record. The transcript is spliced from 2 exons.
UGCAAACGUCGGUGUCUACAUAAACGAUCAUCUUGUGGUGCAAGGUUAUAGUUGUCUCUUCUCCAUUGCGGGAGGAAAUCCCAGAAAAUUAUUAAUAAAUAAAUAUAUUAAUAAGUACUCCAAUUAUUAAAUUAAUCACCAAUUAAUAAAUUCUAUUUAAAGUUUGAUAACUAACUAAAUUAAUUAGCACAAGCAGAAAUUUCCUGGAAGUGGACAAGUUAUCAUAACGUAGCCACAACAUUGCAAAAAUUUACAUACGUACGUAUGAUUUUGCACGAAUUUGCAUACGUGUGAAUUUGCUCAAGUGUAUUUAAAUUGUGAUUCCUCGCCAACCAAAAGUCAAUCAUUUUCAGUUUCUGAGAACAACUCAGCUUACAUAAUUAACCCUCACAUUUUUUAAAGUGACAUUAUUUUGUGCCCGUGAAUAAGGAAAGGAUGUGGCGUGGUCGUCGCAAAUUAUAUUAAGUUAACCGCACACAGAAAGAAAGAAAUUGGCUGAAAUAUGGUUUCAAUGCUGAAUAUCUAGAUAAGUAACAGGACAAAUCACUAUACAUACAUUUGUACAAGUUGUCUUUCCUCGGAAAAAAUGGGUCGUUGAUAAAAUGCCGAGAAUCGCGAGUCAAAAGUCACAUUAAGCCAAGAAUCAUGGUAUAAAACGUGAAUAGGAAGUGUGUAAACUCUACAUUCUCACAAAGUCAAAAGACAUCCCGACAACAAGAAAACAUAAAUAUAAAUACUGUGUUUAAAAAGUCGUGUAACAUCUCGUUAUCAAAAUCAGUACGUUGUUGACCACGCGAUAAGUACAUAACAUAUUUACAUAUUUAUGAAUCUAAAUACACUAAAUACACUUCUAAAUAGUUCAUCAAACUGUCAAAACAUUGCGAAAUUAAAUUAAAUUAGUGCAAAAAUUUAAACAAACAAAAUGUCUCAAUUUACCACGCAACGCGUCCUCCUUUCGUUCUGCUGCUUCGUUCUCAUUUCGCACACAUUUUUCGCAAGUGCGAGAAACAUCCGGAGUGCGUAUCAACAACUAGAUUACGUCGAUGAUGGAGAAGAAAAUUGGCGAAAUGAUGAACCAGGAGAAAAUUGGCGAGGAGUGCGAAAUCAUCAAAAUUACGAAGAUCUCCUUUCACUCGAUCCAUCGUGGGAGAUGAAACACGACAAUUCGCCGAGAAGGUCGAGAUGGGCGAUGCCGGCAAGCGGUGUAACCGACAGCGAACUGCGGUGUCCCCCGGGAUCAACGCCACACUCGUCGGGCACACAUUGCGUCUAUGAUGACGAGGAGUAUUAAGUAUUAUUUAUGUAGAGAUUUGCAAAUUCCUUACGCCAUAACUUGCGCCAAUGUUAUACAUAGUUUAACUAUGGUGCAAGUUACACGUUUUAUUUAUUUACCGUACCAAUUAUGUAUACCUAAUUUAUGUAACUUCCUUACAAAUACCUUAAUUAGUAAUAAUUAUUUAAUAAUUUUUCUGAUAAUAGUCAAUCAACCUGCGCCAAUGUUGUAGUAUAACUAUGGCGCAAGUUAGCAUACAAAGAGUGGACAAGGUUUUAUCAUAGGUGCCAAUUAUAAUUUAACUUAAAAUACUUACGUAUCUACAUAUAAAUAUUUAGUAUUUUUUUGAUAAUAGCCAAUUCAAUCAACCUGCGCCAAUGUUAUUGUUUAACUAUGGCGCAAGUUAGAAAGAGUGGACAAGAUUGUAGGAUACCAAAUUAAAUAUACUUAUCUAACUUGUAAAUAUUAAUUAGCUAAAUAUUUAAUUACUUUUUUGCUAAGAUUUAGUCACUCACUCAACAGUUGUCUCGUCAAUGUCAGUAUUUAUCUAUGUAAAAUUAUCGAUUAUAUUGAAUUCCUAGUGAAAGCUUGUCCUUAAAUAAAUUGACUUUCACUUUAUCCAUAA